CGAAAUGUAUCCACUCAUCCAUGGUAUGCAGCAAAGAUGGCUGACCCGUUAAGUUUGUUGCGACAGUACAAUGUCAAUAAAAAAGAAAUUAUUGAACGUGAUAAUCAAAUUAUAUUCGGUGAAUUUUCAUGGCCAAAGCAUGUCAAGACCAAUUACUUGACGUGGGGCUCUGGUAAGGAUGGAGCCCCAAAAGAGUAUUACAGCUUGGAAUGCUUGCUAUUCCUUCUCAAGAAUGUCACACUCACUCAUCCCGUGUACGUCAGGCAAGCUGCGGCCGAAAACAUUCCAGUUGUACGUCGACCGGACAGGAAAGACCUGCUGGCGUAUCUCAACGGAGAGACUGCGUCGUCGGCAAAUAUCGAUAAAUCUGCGCCUCUUGAGAUCCCUACGCAGGUGAAAAGAACAGCGGAGGACACCCUGGAGUCGACUGCCAAGAAACCGCGGUUCGAAGAAACUCAAGUGCAGAAAGUGAAGGAGCAGCUGGCCGCCAGAUUGGAUGCCCCGAAGGAAGCUUCUGUCACAGUUGACAACAUCAAAUCAUUGUCUGAAGCUAUGUCAGUAGAGAAAAUUGCUGCGAUAAAAGCAAAACGUUUAGCAAAGAAAAGGACUACCAUCAAAGGAAACGAUGAUAUUGGCCUUGGCUCGGACCUGAGGGCUAUAUUAGACUUUGAUGUAGAUGUUACUAAAGAUAUAAUCUCUCGAGAACGCCAGUGGAGGACUAGAACGACAAUCUUGCAGAGUGCAGGCAAGAUGUUUGCCAAAAAUAUUUUGGCGAUAAUGCAGUCCAUCAAGGCCCGUGAGGAGGGAAGGCACAGACCGCCACAGCCAACCCCUGUGAUGACUCCCCACGCCACGCCCUUGAGGUCUAUGCCACAGCCGGCUGUGUACAACCGGUAUGACCAGGAGAGGUUCAUUCGGCAGAAAGAAGAGACUGAGGGUUUCAAAAUCGACACCAUGGGAACAUACCACGGCAUGACUUUGAAGUCUGUAACAGAAGGAACACAGCCAAAGAAACCAGUAGCGCCUGUUCAGCCAAACAUUCAGCCUGUCAGUAGGCCUGUGUCGGAGGCUCGUGUAAGUCUGCAACCAAAUAAAAGAAUCUCAAGGACACCAAUCAUCAUCAUUCCUGCUGCCAAUACUUCUCUUAUAACUAUGUACAAUGCCAAGGACAUCCUUCAAGACCUCAGAUUCGUGAGCACAGAAGAAAAGAAAAUGCAAGGAGUGAAACGUGACAAUGAGAUCCUGCUUCAGCGACGCAAGGAAGGUGCGUUCACUGUUCCGUACAGGAUCAUCGACAACCCACAGAAGCUCACAAAUGCAGACUGGGACCGAGUAGUUGCAGUUUUUGUCAUGGGACCUGCGUGGCAGUUCAAGGGUUGGCCCUGGGACGGCAACCCUGUCGAGAUAUUCUCAAAAGUAUGUGCUUUCCACAUGAAGUAUGAUGAAAUGAAGUUAGAUGGGAAUGUUGGCCGAUGGGCUGUUCAUGUUAUCGAGCUGUCCCGGACAAAACGGCACUUGGACAGAGCUGCGCUCAUGGUGUUUUGGGAGAAACUAGACAAGCAUAUGAUCAAGAACAAGCCACAUCUGCGCUUCUGAAUAUUCAGUGCCUUUGUCGACUGGAGUGCCGUUUUAGCUGUAAACUUGCAUGACAGAUGUUACAAUAUUUUGUGUUGGUUGCGCUGUGCUCUUCCUUUCCCUUAGUAGCAGUGUUACCUUUGAAAUAUAGUGAGAAGAGUGUGUAGAAAUAAAGAGAACCACAAGCUCAUGUAUAUUAUGUAGAUAUUUAUGUUGGUAUACCGUAUGGCUUGUGUGUUACAUAUGUGACAAAAAAACCUUUGUUUACAUUUGUGUUGUAUAAUGUGUAAGUAAUGACGUAAUAGGUUCUUGCAGUUAGUAUAGAUUAAAUUUUGUAAUUUCAUAGCAAGAUGUAUAAAUAUUUCUCAAUAAGUGUAUUGAGAUUGUUUUUAAGAGCUGUUAAGAAAUUAUAAAUAAAUUUAAAAAAAUGAUUCCUUCAAUUUGUGAUACCAAUACACACCACUUUCAAACUAGCAGUUCUUAAUAUGUUGCAUUGGUGAUAGAGUAUUCACAGCUGUUUUGGCCAGUGAUUUGAUCAAUUUGUGUGUUGUAUUUUUGUUAGUAACAAGUUUUCGUUUCUGUUGCUUGUUAUUGUGCUUUCACAGUUUUUCAUUUGUAGUGCCACAAUUUCUGUGUAUAUUUUGUAUCUAAUACUAACAAAUGAUAAUGAGUUAUAUCGUUAUUUUAGUAAAUAAACACACCUCUUUCAAUGCA
Molecule: messenger RNA, 2289 nt
Organism: Bacillus rossius redtenbacheri
Lineage: Eukaryota; Metazoa; Arthropoda; Insecta; Phasmatodea; Bacillidae
Gene: hyx
Product: parafibromin
Exons: 10
Coding region: 37-1596 (519 amino acids)
Biological process (GO): positive regulation of transcription elongation by RNA polymerase II; transcription elongation by RNA polymerase II
Cellular component (GO): Cdc73/Paf1 complex
Molecular function (GO): RNA polymerase II complex binding
Source: RefSeq, a predicted model, not a curated record